AUGGCUGUCAGGAUACUUAACUUGACCUCAAGUGCAUUCGGAUGUGAAAGAAAUUGGAGCGCAUUUGAAAUGGUAGAUGCAAAGAGGAGAAAUAAACUAGAUGUGUGUCAUGUGAGCAAUCUAGUCUUUGUUCAAUUCAAUGGAAGAAUGAUGGACAAAAGAAAGAAGUGUUCUAUAUAUAGUGAUGUCCUUCUAGGUGAAGAUGCUUCCCAUGCACAGAAUUGGAUAUGUGAAUGUGAUGAAGAGGUUGAUCCUACAACAGGGUUGUCAUAUGAUGUAAUUGAUGAAGCAAUGAGGGCCAUAGAAGCAAUGGAGCCUCGUAGGAGCCAAAGAGUGAGAGAGCUCUAUGAAGUAGAAGAAUUUGUUUAUGAAGAUUCUGAACAAGAGUUCAAUAUGGAGGAAGAGAUUGAAUUUGAGUCCGAUGAUGGUGGGGUGGUUUCAACCAAAGAGAAUGAAGAGGAUGAACCAAUGGAUAUUUGA
Messenger RNA from Phragmites australis (common reed), 480 nucleotides. RefSeq lists its product as uncharacterized. The coding region runs from base 1 to 480 and encodes 159 amino acids. NCBI's taxonomy places the organism in Eukaryota, Viridiplantae, Streptophyta, Magnoliopsida, Poales, Poaceae. The record is from RefSeq and is a predicted model, not a curated record. The transcript is spliced from 2 exons.